AUGAAAUUACCUAUUUAAUGGAAUUACAUGGCAUUCACACUGCUUUCACUAAUAAUUCUAAUAAUGGAUAUUAUUCUUAUGGCGAAUUAAACUUUAAAACCUGUGUGGGGCUCAUUCGUCAUGAUUGUUGCAAUUGGGAUUAUUCUUUAUUUGCUCUAUUUAGGUUAUUAAGGGUAUCGUAUCGAUUCAAUACAAAAGUUAGUUUUAAUAGGUCCAAGUGGAGUUGGUAAGACACUUACAUAUAAUUAUUUAUAAUGCACAAACAUUUCUUCAUAUUAAGGGUUUACAAUUGGAACCUCUGAAGAACUCUGUGUUGUUGACACUCCUGAUUUUGAUCUAGAAUCCACCAUAGAAAUCAGAGAGAAAAGAAUCACAUAAUUUUAAGAGUUCUUUAUAAAAAAUCAAAAUUCUAUUAGAGCAUUUUUAGUGGUGGUUAAUUUUGAAAGGACAGAUUUAAUGAAAGCAAAGAUCUUAAAAACUAUCAAGUAUUUGAAUAAGCUUAAUUCUAAUCUUUUUUUAUUGGUUACAAACUUUGAAUUGAGUGAAAACUAAAUUGAAGAUGAAGAGAGUCUAAAAAAAGCAUUUGGUUUCUUUCAUUUUGAAAAAAUUUUAUUUCAUGAUAAGGAAAUAAAUAAUACAGGGUUGAAAUAGAAAUUAUUGUAAAUAAUGAAUACAACCCCUCAAAAAGAAAUAAAUUUGAAAGAUACGAUUUUUGAAAAAUAUGGGGAUACGCAAGAUUAGUAAAUUCUUUAAUAAAUUACUAAUUAAGUGAAUUAAAAACAAAAUCUUAAAGACAACUUAUUGAGAAUUUGA
Messenger RNA from Paramecium tetraurelia, 813 nucleotides. RefSeq lists its product as uncharacterized. Lineage: Eukaryota; Ciliophora; Oligohymenophorea; Peniculida; Parameciidae. The transcript is spliced from 2 exons. The record is from RefSeq and is a predicted model, not a curated record.